GGAGUGCAUGUAGUAUUUACGAUGUCACCAUUCAUGUAAGUCACGUUUUAUUUUGUCUUUAUUAACAUAGUUUCAUGGUUUAAGAUAUGUGGAAGGAAAAAAUGAAGGGAUAUUUAAUUGUCGUUAUGUUGGUUUGUGGAGGAUAUUCGGUAAGAGUUUGUAAAAACUUCAAUGAUUAUAAGGAUCCAUUCUCUCCAAACUGUUAUAGCAACCCCGAUGGAGAAAGAAACAUAACAGAAAACAUUGCCUCUUGGGGUUUUCAAGUGGAGGAACAUUAUGUUACCACAGAAGACGGAUACAUUUUACUUCUAAUUAGAGCCUACUAUCAAAUAUUUCGUCCAACACCACUGAUACUUGGACACGGUAUUUUAAUGAACGGUCAAGGAUACACAUUAAGGGGAAACGAAUCUUUAGUCCACGUAUUGGGUUCACAAGGAUAUGACGUUUGGAUUAUUAAUUUCCGAGGAACUAAAUAUAGUUUGGGGCAUACACAUUUAUCUCAUAAAAAAUACGAAUAUUGGGACUAUAGUUUGGAUGAAAUUGGAAGAUAUGACGUUAAGGCUGUAUUAGACCGUGUUUUACUACAAACAGGACAACAAGCUAUCUAUAUAGGUUAUUCAAUGAGCAGUAAAGCCGCUUUAAUAUAUGGUACUACUUAUCCACAUCUUGCUCAAUAUCAACUGAAAGCUUUAAUAACACUAGGUCCCACAGUGUUUUAUAUAAAUUCAACAACAAUUUUUAAUUUACAAAUUCCAUUUAUGAAAUUGAUACGGACAUUAGAUAAAACUGUUUUUCAAGGAUCUUUAUAUUCGCUAUUCGCUAAAGUGAUGCCAUUGUGUGUUUUAAAUAAAGCUUCGAUGGUGUUAUGUCAAGUUGUUAACAAUUUAGCUUUUGGAGAAGACAGCGAACAAAUAGAUCCAUUACUUGCUCCUGUUUUCUUUAAGCAAUUAGCAGAUACCAUAGCUUCAAAAGUUUUCGAGCAUAUGUCCCAAAUAUCAGUGUCAGAAAAAUUUCAACAUUUUGACUAUGGAUCCCAGGAAAAUUUAAUCAAAUAUGGACAAUCCAAACCACCUGCUUAUGAGUUAAGCAACUUUCCAGUUCCCGUGUCCUCGUGGGUUGGUUUAAAUGAUGCAUUUUCAACAUUACCGAGUGCUUUUAAAUUGCAUUCAUUGUUAAGACCAGAACAAUCGUGCAGUAUUAACGUAAUCGAACACCAAAAGUGGAACCACCUGGACUUUUUCGAAGCCAAAGAUAUUACAAAACUCCUGUAUAAAAGACUUUUGCCAGUCAUUGAAAAUUUAGAAAUACAAUAUUGUGAAUAA
Aethina tumida (small hive beetle) is the source of this 1322-nucleotide messenger RNA. RefSeq names its product gastric triacylglycerol lipase-like. Lineage: Eukaryota; Metazoa; Arthropoda; Insecta; Coleoptera; Nitidulidae. The transcript has 7 exons. The coding region runs from base 87 to 1322 and encodes 411 amino acids. Gene Ontology annotation, biological process: lipid metabolic process. Gene Ontology annotation, molecular function: hydrolase activity, acting on ester bonds. The record is from RefSeq and is a predicted model, not a curated record.